Messenger RNA from Chenopodium quinoa (quinoa), 4305 nucleotides. RefSeq lists its product as uncharacterized. The record is from RefSeq and is a predicted model, not a curated record. Bases 1926 to 4193 code for a protein of 755 amino acids. NCBI's taxonomy places the organism in Eukaryota, Viridiplantae, Streptophyta, Magnoliopsida, Caryophyllales, Amaranthaceae. The transcript is spliced from 8 exons.
ACAUAUUAAAAUACAAUUAUCAAUUAAAGGGAUUAAAGUUAUCAUAAAUAAUUGUUAAAAUUACUUUUAAAUUAAUCGUCUUACAACAAAAUUAAUGUAAGUUUCUCUAGUACAAGAUUUAUUGUUGUUUCUAUAAAUAACUGAAAAAGUGAGUUUAUAUAGAAGAUGUAUAUGAUAUGUAAAGACAUGUGUGACUGUGUUAGUGUAAGAAAAAAAAAAGAAAAAAAGUAAGAAAAAAAAGUAACUAAUGGAAGGGAAAGUGUAUAAAAAAUGUGCAAUAGUGUGGUGUUAGUUGAAGGAGUAAGAUCAUAAACGAAUUCAGUGGCGGAUCCAGGAUUUUCGAACUUAUGAGUCACCAUCAAUAAUUGAUCACUUAUUUCAAUCCAAAAAUUAUACUACCUCCGUUUCAUAAAAUCUGCAACAAUUUCCUAAAAGGGAAACUACACAUUAUGUGCAACAAAAAAAAACUUCCCUAAUAUAGUAAAAUUUUUUGUUUAAAUUUACCAACAUAUCCUUACUUAACUUCAAUAAACCACCUAUUAACUUAUUAACCUAAAUUAAUUUAUUCAUAAUUAAACCCUAACCCAUAUUCUCUCUCCUCCCUCAUAGCCCACAUCCACCACCAACAUCACCAACUUUUCUCUCUCCACCCUCUCAACCACCAGAAACACACUUUUCUCUCUCAUCCCUCUCAAGAGUCUCAACCACCAGUCAGAUCAGCGCCACCUCGUGACAGUCGCCGCCCCUUACUCGCGACACUCGCUGGCACGAGCUAAUCGAAAAUUCAGAUCAAAGUCGUCGGCUUCUUGCUUCCCUUAUCAAAGUCGUCGGUCCUCCUUGAAAUUCAGAUCUAAUCGAAAAUUGUGAUGGGGUUUCGGAUCAACUUGCUUCCCUUAUCUAAGUCGUCGGUCCUCCUUCAAAUUCAGACCUAAGUGAUAAUGGUGAUGGGGUAAUUAGGUGGGUUGGGGUUUUUGGUGGUUGCGACUUAGGUGGGGUGGGGUGGGGUUUUUUCGGAUCUUGGUGGUGGUGCGUGAGAACGUGGGGGGAGUUUUGGUGUUUUCGGAUCUUGUGGUGGUGCGUGAGGAGUUGUGUUACACGGUGGGUUUUUGGUGGUUGUGAGUUGGGUAGGGUGGGUUUUGGGCAUGGUUCGGAUCUUGUGGUGGUGAGAGGGUGGUCGAAUGUGUUGAAGGUGGUCCUGCGGUGGUUGUGUUGGUGGCGGUAGGGUGGUCGGAUGUGUCAAAGCCUCAAAGGUGAUGUUACUGGUGGAGAAUGUGGGUGUUAGCGGUGCUAAGGUGGGCAGUUUGGUGGGUGGCUUGGUGGGAGCAGAGGUUUUUGUUGUUGGUGGGUGGCUUAAUCAAAUUAUCCCACUUUUUUUAUUAACCCUUAAUAACCUACCCUUACUUUUGUUAAACUACAUUUAUCAAAUUUUGUCUUGGGAAACGUAAAUCCUAGUUUGUUGCAGAUUUUAUGAAACGGAGGUAGUAUAAAAAAAAUUAUAUUUCACCAAAUUUAUUUCAAUCCAACAAUCUAUAACCCUUAUAAAAGCCCCAAGCACCAAGACUGUAGCAAUUUUACUGUUCCUUAUGAACAGAGAAUUGACGGUUUUGCCCUCCCUGCCCCUUAGCACCCUUCUCUGGUUGACCAAGUUGACCGGGCUAUUUCGGUCUUUUUGCUUUGACAUUGCAUGUUGUCUCAGUGGGCUGACGCGUGGCAAUUCCUCUUUCUUUCGGCUGUGUCAAUGGCGGAAUUUCAAGGAGUUGGUGGUGGUGUAGUUGCGUGAUUUCGAGGAGUUAAUGGUGGUGUUGUUGCGCGAAUUCGCGGAGCUGAUGGUGGUGUAUAUGCCCAAUUUGAAGGACUUGGUGGUGGUAUUUUUUGGAUCUGGUUGUUUUGAGCUAUGAGGGAAAAAAAAGAAUAAUUGUAGGUGUAUGCACUUGGAGCUGGUUGUGCUGGUAAAAUUAAUUGCAGCUACUGGUGCUGAUGCACCUAUUAAUUUUAAGAGACCAUCAUUUCAAGGUCGAAAAUCAAAGCGAAUGAGUGCUUUGGUAUCAACUCAUAAUUCUACUAGUCAAGCAGAACAACCAAGAUCGAAAAAGCCUAAAUCAAGACCUUCGAAAUAUAUUGUACUUGAAAAGAGGCCUUCAACUCACAGAUCUACACCAACAAAUGGCCAAAGUUCAAAACAGCUAAGGGAUGCAGCUAAAAAUCAAAGAGUAUAUAAUGCUCCCACUUCAGAUGAAGUUGCUGUUAUCUGGCCUGAUAGUGUUUCGUCAAGUCAGAGUUCAUGGCCACAUGUUCUUGUAACAACAAAUUCUUCAAAGUCUCAUCGGAUUGCUCAUUUUUAUGGGUGUUAUGAUCCUUUGCAGUAUCCCUUGCUAUUCCCAAGAGGUGAAUGUGGUUGGCAUCAGGGUUUAAAGAAAACUUCUUAUGGUGGAGGCAGACAAGUGGCAACUGAACCUGAUCCGAUACAGUCCUGCGCAGUACACACUCCGGCAGAUUUUCUAGAUGCAGAAGCUGCUCGAGCUUCUGGAAAACAUACCAAAGCUGAUAAGAAUAUCUCUGCAAGGGAGUACUAUUGUUAUAAGCUUCAAAUUAGACCAGGAAACAUGCUGUUAAGAGCAGGCCGUGCAUUUUUGCAGUAUAUCACAGACAUGUAUAUCAAAGUUGAAAACACAAGGUUAGAUUUUUUUCGGCAAAAUCGGGAUACAAUAAGAGCGGAUCUUUAUAAAGGGAUUCUAGACACUGUAGAGAGUGGCCAGACAAGUGCAGCUAAUAUUGGUCAUAAGUUCAUUUUUCCACCAUCAUUUAUAGGAGGCCCUCGUGAUAUGAAAAGGAGAUAUCUGAAUGCAAUGGCUCUUGUGCAGAAAUACGGGAAACCUGAUCUCUUUGUCACUAUGACCUGCAAUGCAAAUUGGCCAGAGAUAAAAGAUGAGCUAGAGCCUGGUGAGACCGCACAAGAUCGGCCAGAAUUAGUUGCUCGUAUAUUUCGAGCAAAGUUGAUUGCUCUGAAAAACAAAAUAAAAAAAGAUGAAGUAUUUGGUAAAGUGGCAGCAAUGAUAUAUGUCAUAGAGUUUCAGAAAAGAGGAUUGCCACAUGCUCAUUUCCUAUUGAUUCUAGAGCAACAGCAUAAGAUGAAGUGUCCUGCUGAUUAUGAUAAAUAUGUCUGUGCAGAAAUACCUCCUGUUACUCAGCCUGAGCUCCGUAAAAUUGUGUUAAGGCAUAUGAUGCAUGGACCAUGUGGCCGCUUAAAUCCAGAGUGUCCUUGUAUGAGAAAGAAGGAUAAUGUUAUUUCUUGUAAAAAUGGGUAUCCAAAACAAUUCCCCGUACAAACAACAACAAAUAAAGAUGGCUAUCCUUGCUAUAAGAGAACUGAUACUGGAGAACAAUUGAAAGUCAAAAAUGCUCAGUUAGAUAACCGAUGGGUUGUCCCUUAUAACCCCUAUCUCACAGCACUCUUUGAUUGUCAUUUGAACGUAGAAGUUUGUUCAACUAUUAAAGUAGUGAAAUAUUUAUAUAAGUAUGUUUACAAGGGACACGAUCGAGUGGCCUUCAAUAUUCUGGCUGAAGAUAAAAAUUGUAACGAUGAAAUUGCUCAGUUUCAGUCGGGGAGGUGGGUGUCGCCAUGUGAGGCAGCUUGGAGAAUUUUUGGAUUUGAUUUAUUUGAGAUGCAUCCACCAGUCUUACCUUUUUCAGUUCAUAUUCCAGACAUGAACACAGUUUGUGUACGCCCUUAUGAACGUCUGGAUGUUGGUAUUGCAAGCGGUGUUUAUGGUAGGACUCAAUUAACUGAGUUCUUCCGUAUGAAUGCAGCUACUGAUAAUGGUCUUGGUUACUCAUAUGUAGAAUUUCCUGAACACUAUAAGUGGGAUGCUUCAGCAAAAUCAUGGUCCAAACGGCAAAAUAAAAAAUUAAUGAUAGGGCGAUUAGCUUUUGUCGCUCCUUCGGAGGGUGAACGCUUUUACCUUCGGCUUCUAUUACUGAAUGUCAAAAGUCCAAAAUCAUUCACAGACUUGCGCACAGUUGAAGGUUAUGUGUGUGCAACUUUUAAAGAAGCAUGUCUAAGAGCUGGCAUUUUGGAAGAGGACGAUACUGCAAGAAUUUGUUUAGCAGAAGCAACUGAAAUUCAGCUCCCUCGGGCUUUACGCCGACUAUUUGCAACUGUUCUUAUAUUUUGUCAGCCGAGUAACCCUGAAUAAUUAUGGUUUAAAUAUUAUUCUGCAUUAUCAGAAGAUUUUGCACGCCAAUACCCUGGUGUUGAAAACAAAGUUAAAAGAUUAACUGUCAGAUUAGUAGAGCAGCAUUUAGAGG